AGGCCUAGGGGGUGACAGGGCCGGCUGCCGAGCAUUGAGGUUCCGAGGGGGCGGGGACAACAGACAGAGCACGUGAGCAUCGGCCAGUUCUCUCCUCUAUCCUUAGGGGUCCGUACCUGCGGGAACAGCCAGGGGUCCAGUGUAUGGCCACGGAGUUACGGUGUCCGGACUCCAUGCCCUGUCACAACCAAAAAGUAAACUCUGUCUCCAGCCUUGAGCCGCCGCGAUGUGGCGACGUGAUCCCGGAUCAUGCGGGAGGAGACCGCGCCCCGGCGGAGGGGGCCUCUCAGGCCUGCGACGACACCAGCCUCAACUCAGACAGCAACGGUGGCAGGGGCAACUGUGACGCACCGCCCGGCGACUCCCUUCUAGGGGGUUGCGAACUGUCGGGGCAGAUCGGGGCGCAGCUUAAGCUGCUGCCGAUGAAUGACCAGAUCCGGGAGCUACAGACCAUCAUCCGGGACAAGACAGCCAGUAGAGGGGACUUCAUGUUUUCUGCGGAUCGUUUGAUCAGACUUGUUGUGGAAGAGGGAUUGAAUCAACUACCAUAUAAGGAAUGCAUGGUGACCACUCCAACAGGGUACAAGUAUGAAGGAGUGAAAUUUGAGAAGGGAAAUUGUGGGGUCAGCAUAAUGAGAAGCGGUGAAGCAAUGGAACAAGGUUUACGAGACUGCUGUCGAUCCAUACGGAUUGGAAAGAUCCUGAUUCAGAGUGAUGAGGAGACUCAAAGAGCCAAAGUAUAUUAUGCCAAGUUCCCACCAGACAUUUACAGGAGAAAAGUCCUUCUGAUGUAUCCGAUUCUCAGCACUGGAAACACUGUGAUUGAAGCUGUGAAGGUUCUCAUAGAACAUGGAGUUCAGCCCAAUGUUAUCAUCGUUCUCAGUCUGUUCUCCACGCCUCAUGGUGCCAAAUCAAUCAUUCAAGAGUUUCCAGAAAUCACAAUUUUAACUACUGAACUCCAUCCUGUUGCACCUACACAUUUUGGACAGAAAUACUUUGGAACAGACUAAGUUAUUGAAGGAAAAUUAAUUCUCUUGUGUAAUAGUACAGUUAUGUUUUGACUUUCUACCUGAAUUAGUAAUUCACUUGAGGAAUAAUAGAGAAAAUUGUGUUAAAGAAGCUGUAUAAUUUUUGGAACUGGGUGUAGUAAAAAGGAAAUACUUCGGGCUUAUUUAUUUGGUUAUUUCUUGACUGUUGGCACCAAAUUCAACAAUGAAGCACACACAACUCUUCGAAAAUAUUUUAAUAAUAUUCUUUAUAUAAAUUGUUUAUCCCUCAGUGCAUUGAAACUGUUCCCUAAUUUCCAAACCUCUCGGUUGGUAGAUUGCUUGUAGCCACAAAUAAAACUGAAAUGGGAGUCAGUUCUUUGGCCCACUAUAGUUUGCAUUUUCUUGAGUUCACUUUUAGUUUUAGGGAGUUCUCAUUUAUGUGGCUUUCAUUUCUGUUGUCGCCUUCCUCUCCUCUUUACUUCCUAGUACUGUACAUACUGGUAAGUUAGAGAGGAUGAAAAAAGAAUUCGUCCUAGAAGCGUACAUUUCCUUAAUAUCUUCACUAAUUGGCAGACCCAGGAUAUAUACUUAGCUUUUCUGUCAAGCCAUUAUGCUCUUCAUGUCUCAUUUUCUACCCUGUGUAUCGCUGGUAGGUGCCUUGCCAACUGUAAUGCAGUGAAGAAGAUGGUGGGUCAUUUCCUGCAACUGGAACCGUAACAUGAAAUGACUUAGAUUGAACUGAUGAUGUCUGGAUGCUGACAAGGGAGGCCUAAGUAUGAUCAAUGCCAUCAAUGCUCUAGAAAGGAAUUGGUGGUGGUUUUGCUGAGGUGUGGGAGGAAGGACAGCUGGGUCUUAUAGCCAAGAAGUAAAUUCAAAUGUUUGAUUUUAUUUCCAAUUUUACUUAUUUUUUAAAAUUAUGUAUUUUUCAGUUACAGCUGACACUCAAUAUUAUUUGACAUUAGUUUCAGGUGUACAGCACAGUGGUUAGAUAAUUUAUAUAAUUUCUGCAAUGAUCCCUCCAUAAGUGUAGUCCCCACCUGGCACCAUACAUAGGUCUUGCAACAUUAUUGACUAUAUUCUCUAUGCUGUACUUUUUGGCUUUUAAUUUGAACGUUUCUACUGGAGGCCUUUGAUUUGGAAAUUAGUUUUUUUUCAUGUUUGUCAACUAGAUACAUAAAAAUGGGAAAAAUACUAUAUUUUUUAAAACAUCCCUAAAAUUUAUCUCUACACCACUGCUCCAGAACAGUUGGCAUGGCAAGUGGUCCACUUCUCUCAGAGAGAAAAUAAGAAUAAAAAGGAACAUGAUGCUUAUGAUAGAAAACUCUCUUUAAAAACCCAUUUCUGACAUUUAAAAACCAAUGUCAACUUCACUAAAAAUAACAGAAGAUGACAAACAGUUGUCAUCUUAAAACUUCUUGAAUUUGGUGAGAAACAUUUGGCCCCUGUUGUCUGAAGAGAGGAUUUUACAUCGUACCUGCUGUGUAAAUAACCCAUCUCUCCGAUAUUCUUAGCAACAACCAUUCUACUGUUCAACCAACCUCUCCAAAGCCUCAGGUAAUGCGGUGGAGGAGUAUGCAAAUUCUGAAACUAUAAUAAACUCAGUAAUAGACUUUGCAUUGAUUCGUAACCUGUAGCCCAGUUUGAUAACGUAACGCAGUAGCACAUACAGGUUCACUCAUUUGAUGAUUCUGUAAAGAUGGGACCCGAUUUAAAGUAGGAAUUCUUUUUAUUAAAAUUAAAGUUUAUUGGGGUGACAAUUGUUAGUAAAAUUACAUAGAUUUCAGGUGCACAAUUCUGUAUUACAUCCUCUAUAAAUCCCAUUGUGUGUUCACCACCCAGAG
Molecule: messenger RNA, 2830 nt
Organism: Rhinolophus ferrumequinum (greater horseshoe bat)
Lineage: Eukaryota; Metazoa; Chordata; Mammalia; Chiroptera; Rhinolophidae
Gene: UPRT
Product: uracil phosphoribosyltransferase homolog
Exons: 7
Coding region: 144-1010 (288 amino acids)
Source: RefSeq, a predicted model, not a curated record